This is a messenger RNA of Diachasma alloeum, 648 nucleotides long. RefSeq names its product axoneme-associated protein mst101(1)-like. The record is from RefSeq and is a predicted model, not a curated record. Lineage: Eukaryota; Metazoa; Arthropoda; Insecta; Hymenoptera; Braconidae. The transcript has a single exon. The coding region runs from base 1 to 648 and encodes 215 amino acids.
AUGACGGGAAACUCAAACCACGACGAUCAUCAAAGUGAAACAGGAAAAAAUACUGAAAAAAAGAGCGGAGAGAGUGAUGCUCAACGACAACGACGAUGUAGAGAGAAGAAACAGGUAUUAGAAAUACAUAAACAGAAUUUAAAACAAGAAAGAGCAGCUGUCUGGCAGAGGAAAUGUCGUGCGCGUAAGUACGAGGAAGAAACAGUGAAUACGAAUUCGAGUGUGGAUGAACGACAGAGUAAUAUUGAAACCGGAAGUCAACAGAAAAAUUCAAAAGAGACGAAUUCUCAACGACAAUGGCGUUGCAGAUACCAGAGACGGGUUUUUGAAACGGAAAUAAAGAAUUUGAAACGAGAAAAUGCUGCUGAACGGCAGAGACAAUGUCGAAUGCGGAAACGAAAUCAGGUAUUUCAUAAUGAAACGCAGUCAUCGAUAACGAGUGAGGAUAAUUCCGAUAAAGACAUAGAGGGUCCUACUAAAGUUGAAAUGAAGAGGAAACCUUCAAAAGCGGAAAAUGCUUUGCACCAACGUUGUAGAGAGAAAAAACGCAUAUUAGAAAUUGAGAAACAUGAGUUGAAACGUGAAAAAGCUGCGGAAAGACAGAGAAAGUACUGGAAACGAAAAUGUGAUGAAGAAAUCGCUCAAUAA